Molecule: messenger RNA, 2442 nt
Organism: Archocentrus centrarchus (flier cichlid)
Lineage: Eukaryota; Metazoa; Chordata; Actinopteri; Cichliformes; Cichlidae
Product: pyruvate dehydrogenase (acetyl-transferring) kinase isozyme 2, mitochondrial-like
Exons: 10
Coding region: 258-1589 (443 amino acids)
Biological process (GO): protein phosphorylation; regulation of glucose metabolic process
Cellular component (GO): mitochondrion
Molecular function (GO): pyruvate dehydrogenase (acetyl-transferring) kinase activity
Source: RefSeq, a predicted model, not a curated record
UGCACGCGCCUCCUUGUUUACUAUCUUCCUAUUGUGCAAGAAGGUGGGAUUCUUGAAAUCCAAUUUGCUGGCUGCCGCCCACCACGCUCUCCCACUGGCUGAGCUUACUUAUUAAGCACGAAGCUGAAGUUCGGAGCUGCAGACUGUAAACCGCCAGACUCCACCAUCAUCAGUAACUGCCAUCCAGCCUUUUUUUACGCCAUAGGAUCUUCCACGCAAUCAUUUUUCCCCUUAACUUUGGGAUCGGACUUUUCAGGAUGACCAGUAAAAUAAACUUCGUUCGGUCGCUGAUGAAGGCGCCACUGCUGGCCAAUGUUCCAAAACACAUAGAUCAUUUCUCCAAGUUCUCCCCUUCUCCUCUGUCGAUGAAGCAGUUCUUGGAUUUCGGUUCAACCAAUCCCUGCGAGCGCACAUCAUUUGUCUUUCUUCGUCAGGAGCUUCCUGUCCGUCUCUCUAACAUCAUGAAGGAGCUUAACCUGCUGCCUGACCGGCUCCUGGCCACACCCUCUAUCCAGCUAGUGCAGAACUGGUACAUUCAGAGCCUGAUGGAGAUCUUAGAAUUUCUAGACAAGAACCCAGAUGACCAGAGAGUCCUUGAGACGUUUGUGGAGGUGUUGGAGGCUGUCCGGAACCGGCACAAUGAGGUGGUUCCCACCAUGGCUCAGGGGGUCAUAGAAUACAGAGAUACCUUUGGCCAGCCAGACACCGUCACUUACCACAACAUCCAAUACUUUCUGGACCGCUUCUACACCAGCCGCAUCUCCAUCCGCAUGCUCAUCAACCAGCACACUCUGAUCUUCAGUGGCACCACAAAUCCUGCCCACCCCAACAGCAUUGGCUGUAUUGACUCCAUGUGUGAUGUAACGGAGGUUGCACGAGAUGCCUAUGAGAGCGCUAAGCUGCUGUGUGAACAGUACUACCUGGGAGCACCGGAGCUGGAGCUGACACAGAUAAAUGGUGAGACAGGUGACUGUGAUAAAACACACUCUCAUAGCUUUUAUUGUGUUUGUGAACAGAGCAUGACUGUUUUCUUUCCUGUCUUAGCCAGCAACAUCAGAAAGCCCAUCCAGAUCACAUACAUCCCAUCCCACCUGUACCACAUGCUCUUUGAGCUCUUCAAGAAUGCAAUGAGAGCAACCAUCGAGAACCAUGAGGCCAGCAGCUUCCUUCCACCCAUCAAAGUCAUGAUUGCUCUCGGUGGAGAGGACCUUUCAAUCACGAUGAGUGACAGAGGAGGCGGCGUUCCCUUCAGAAAGACAGAAUGUCUCUUCAGCUACAUGUACUCAACAGCUCCCAGGCCCUGCAUAGGAGACAAAUACAGAGCCCCACUGGCAGGGUUUGGCUAUGGUUUGCCCAUCUCUCGCCUCUAUGCACGCUACUUCCAGGGAGACUUACAGCUCUACUCUAUGGAGGGCUAUGGCACAGAGACUGUCAUACACCUCAAGGCCUUGUCUACGGACUCUGUAGAGAGACUGCCAGUUUUUAAUAAGACUGCUCUAAGACACUACAAGCUCAGUUUGGAGGCAGAUGAUUGGUGCAUUCCCUCCAAGGAGCCAUUGGACCUUGCAGCCUACCAUGCAGACAAAUGACCUGACAUGACUUCUGACACAAACAGUUACUACUUGAACAUAAAGUGUCCUUCAAAGAUGGGACACGGUAGAACCAGAACUCUUAUCCUUGUGGCUGAGCUGAAAAGAUGAAAACUGGCCAGAGUGGAGGACUCUUUGUCCCCACCCCUACCCCCCCUCUCCUAUGAAAGGAAGAGAGCAGUGGGGUUGGCAUGAUGAGUGUAUGUGGUGUGCAGUUGACUGGUGUUAUCGGAAAACAUUUAUUCCAAGAUAUUUGGAAGCAGCAUUAAGUGUUCAGAUCAAAGAAGCAGUGACAUGUUUUAAAGGGUUUUGCUAUGUCUUGAACAAAAAGUUGCCUUCCAGCUUAUUCCAACUCUUACCUCAUACUUUUAACCCAAAUGUUAGUGAUCAGAAUUUCUUAGCAUGCAUGCUCAGCCUUCUGGCUCUUGAAGUUUCAAUAAGUUCUUAUUCCCCACAGAAACAAUGUCUGCUUUGGCAUUUACACCUCGAUAUUUUAUUUAUUUUAGUUUUUUCACAAGAACAUUUCAUCAGUGCCAAGGACACACUAUGCAAACCGUUGUUUGUCUUGAACAAAGUGCAUCAGACUUUUGUGGUCCUGAGUAAGUUUAAGAUGGAGAACAAAGAGUUGAGCUGCUUGAUGGAAUCCAGGUUAGAGUUUAGGAGUUAAAGUCACGCUGUCACAAAGUUACACAAAUGUGCCUUCUGCUGACUUCAUUCUUUAUCUUAAGAAAAUUGAAUAACUGUUUUAAUGUAUAUUGUGAUUUCCUGUGUGUAUUCACAGACCUGUGUGUGUUACUGGUCAUUUGUUGUGACUGUAUUCUACUGCACUGUAAAUUUGAAGUGUUCAUAUUAG